UUCUUCUUUGCUUUACUUCAUAGUUUCUUACAUGUAACAUUUCAACACCUCUAAAGUAAGGCAAAGAAGAACCUGGUUUCCUUGAGCUGUUUUCCAAGAAAUCCUAUCAAUUUGCUACUUGUUUUCUUCUCACCUUUACAAAAAUAUAAUACACACAGUGUUUUACCUGCAAACUGCCAAGAUGUCCAAGGUAGCAAAAUACAGAAGGCAAGUCAGUGAGGAUCCAGAUAUUGACAACUUACUAUCCACUUUGUCUCCAGAGGAGAUGGAAGAACUAGAAAAAGAACUGGAUGCAUCCGAUUCAGAUGGAACCAUUCCUGUGGAACUCCAGCAGAAAGACCAAACUGACAAGCAACCUAGUGGCAGAUACAGUCGAGAGCCAGUGCUCAGCUCACGUGAAAAGGAGACCAAGAAAAGCAUUCAGAGGGAACAGUCAAUGGAUGAAGAGAAAGCAGCAGAGAAGAAGAAAGAAGCAAAAUUUCUUGAAGGAAAACAUAAAGAAACUCAAAGCAGAGAUCUUGGAAAAAGUAGAGUGUCUGCUCUGGAAAAAGAGGGUGAAAAAUUCAAAAAUGUUCUGAAAACACACCAGAAGGGAAAGGGUGAACCUGAUAAUAAAAAGAAAACUGGACAAGCCAAAGAAGAAAAGCCUUCUAAGGAUGAAAAGAAGAUCUCCAAGGACAAAGACAAAGCCACAGUGGUGGACAGAACUACAGCAGCCAAACUGAGAGGGGAAGAAAAAAGCACAACAUCAAAGCACAAGUCAGAAGAAGAGAAAGGAAAAGAAGAGAAGGCAGCAGGGUUGAAAAGAGGGACUGAGAAAGAUGGAAAGAAGGAAGAUAAAAAGGAAUGUGACAAAACAGGAGAAAAAGGUUCAGCUUCAAAGCAAGGUUCAGAUAGAAAGAGGGAAGAUAAGCAAGAACUGGAGAAAAAAGGAGAAAAGGGUUUAGCUUCAAAGACAGACUCAAAAGCUGAGAGUGAGGAGAAAUCACGAACAGACAAGAAAGGGACUUCCGAGGCAAAACCCACUAUGUCAGAGCAAGGGAAAACAUUAAAGGAGACCACUGAUAGCAGCCCCGUGAAAUCCACAGACAAUUCUUCUAGCCAAAGCAAGGAAGAGGAAGCCACCAGCAUCUUUGAUGAACCCUUGGAAAAAGUUAAGAAUAACGACCCUGAGAUGGUAGAGAUCAAUGUCAAUAACUCUGACUGCAUCACCAAUGAGAUCCUGGUGCGCUUUGCUGAGGCGCUCGAGUUCAACACCAUCGCCAAGGUCUUUGCCCUGGCCAACACACGUGCUGAUGAUCACGUUGCGUUUGCCAUCGCCAUAAUGCUGAAGUCAAACAAAACAUUGACUAGCAUAAACCUUGACUCCAAUCACAUCACAGGCAAAGGGAUCCUAGCCAUCUUCCGUGCACUGCUGCAGAACAACACCCUGACAGAGCUGCGCUUUCACAACCAGAGGCACAUCUGUGGAGGGAAGACAGAGAUGGAGAUAGCCAGUUUGCUCAAGGAGAACACAACCCUCCUGAAACUGGGUUACCACUUUGAGCUAGCCGGGCCCCGCAUGACAGUCACAAACCUCCUGAGCAGAAACAUGGACAAGCAGCGACAGAAACGCCUGCAGGAGCAGAAGCAGGCUCAAGAGAAGGCAGAGAAGAAGGACUUUCUUGAGGUGCCAAAGGCAGUAGGCGUACCAGCUGGGCCAUCUAAACCUUCUCCCAAACCCUCCCCUCAGUCUUCCCCUAAAGUUCCCAUAAAGAAAGGUGGGGCCCCAAAUGCCCCUCCUCCUCCUCCACCUCCUCUGGCCCCUCCCCUAGCCCCUCCUCUGAUCAAUGAGAAUCUAAGGUUGUCUCUCUCUCCGGCAACUCAGAGGAAGAUGGUGGAGAAAGCUCUUCCUCCACAGGAGAAGAACUCCAGAGACCAGCUGUUGGCUGCCAUUCGCUCCAGCAACGUUAAACAGCUGAAGAAGGUGGAAGUUCCCAAGUUGCUCCAAUAGUGAAUGGAAGCUAGACUUCCUGGAAGGACGAAGUUACCAAGGCUGAAUCACUGUGUUUGUUUCUCGGGUGACUGUUUACAUGAGAAAAACUCAGCAGGAGCACAAGCGUGCCCUGCACCAGUCCCAGAUGAGCAGCGUUCUCUAUGGGAUUGAAUCAGAUGGAUGAAAUGAAUGGGCUGCCAAGGAGGCAUUAUGUCAGGAAGAAGCCAUAUUUAUUUUUAGUGUUUUUUAAUCCUGAAACGUCUUUUUUCCUGAAAGGAGGGGUCUGCAAAAGAUCAGAGUGCGCCUGGGUGGUUGUCCUGCUUUCCUUGUGGUAGUUUAGAGAGUAAAGCGGCAGAUAUGCUAUGUCUUGAAGGAGUCUGUAUGUGGAGCAUCUCUGCUUAUCUUGCCAAUCACCAGACAACACCACUGCAAUCACUUGCCACUUGAAUAUAUCCAGGAGCCAAGUCACGCUGGAGCAGCAGCACCUUGAGAAAGAGACUGGACCAAUCUCCAGCACAGAAAGAGUCCAAAGGAACUAGCACCACGGUCUUGCCAUUUGCUGCUAGGUCUAACUAUCAGCACUACUGUCACCCUGCUUGGAAUAUAAUGAAGGCAGAGGAUUUGGGGAGAAAUCACUGGGUCCAAUUCAAUGAUUCAAUGUCCCUGUGAUCUCAAGGAUUCUUUUCCUCCAAUAGUGCAAAGACAGACUUGCACAGGCCAAGAUUUCAUUUUUUCCCAGACGAGGUGCCCAAAGCUCUAUAUGUGUCUCUCUAUUUUGUGUAUUCAGGGCUUUUUGUGGUAUCAUGAACCUAGCUGUAAGCGAGCAUGUGGCUGAGCAGAUAUGAAACCAAAUGAAUCAUGUGGCUGUGGGGUGGGACUGUGUGGGGCUUGCACCUCUGAAAUGAGCAGCAUUAUCUCAGCUAGCUUUGGGACCUCUAAUCUUAAAGACCUGUUGGGAAGGAAAGAGCAAUUUAAGGUUGUUCAGGUUCAAGAUGUGACAGAAGAAAGCAAUGACUGCUGUGGGUGUUAUGUUACUGACAUCCUUCUAGCACUUAGCUUCAACUGUAUCACCACAAGCAAAGCACCAAUAACCUAGGAGAUAACAGGACACUCCUGCUUCAUAAAUGCCAGAGAUCUCAUUUGCUGAAGGCAUAGGAAAAGACUUUUGGGGACCAGAAGGUUUCUGUUGAUGCUGAUUUAAAGGGAAAGAGGGACUCCAAAGGGGGAGGCAUGUAUGCCCUGUAGGUCACUGUCUUCUAAACGCUGGUCAACAAGGCAUGGCAGGUGGACUGAGAGGAUGCUAUGGCCUCCAGCCAACCUAUGUGCCACCUUCGUCUCCCUGUCAAUCCUCUUUCCAGGUCAGUGAAGACCUAUUUGUACAUUACAUUUACAGCAUAAUAGCCUCAAAAUACAUCCUUGUGGCUGGAUCUCAUACUGUAGUGGUAACAUACAGAUAUUCAGCAUUGCAUGGGUAGCCUGGAUCACAACAGUAUUUCCCAUAGCAGCACUAGUGAUCCUGGUGGAGGGACACUAGCAAGAGAAGUGCCCACAUAAUUCAGGCUACCCAUGUGAUGUGGAGGAACAUCCAUCUGAUUGGGCAUUUGGCUCAACCACAAGGAAGCAGCUUUGAAGCAGCAAAUAUACCACAAAGGGGACAUGUGAAGUUUGACUGAGAGAGGAAGAGUGACUACUGCCAUCAUUGGUGUGGUGGUAAUUGCUGAAUAGCUGUUUGUGUCUCAGAGCUAAGGCAUACAAGUUGCUUCCCCUCUAGUUGAAUGAAGUAGGUGACACAGAUGCCAGGCAUGAAUUGGGCAAGGACAUAGAGGCUGACCUCCACAUUUCACAUACAGAGGAAUAUGCAAAAGCCCAGCCCACAUAAUCAGGGAUGUGUUAUUCUGAUUAAAGGCACAGUUUCCAGGGAAAACCUCAGCGCUCCUGUGCAUAGGAAUGGAUAGUGGAUAGCACCAAUCACAAACCAGUUAGAUGAAACUCAGCGUAGUUCCAAGUAUUGAGCUUAAUUACUUAGACUCAGACUGUACAUUAAAAAACAAAAUGAUACAUUUGUAUGGCUACAAGAGUUUAAUAUAUGAAAGGAUAUAUCUAAUAUAACUAUGAGGGGAGAUUGUAAAUUUGCACACAAACGGCCAAAGCAUGUCUGCACAGAGACGAAGUGGUGCAGACACAAACAACUAGAAAGAGAUUCACUCUCUUGUCUAUUUAAAUCAACUUCCAAAUCUGGACAGCCACUCAUGGUUCCUCUGAAGCAUGAUAGAUGCCAAGGAGCAGGUAGGCCUCUCGCUCUCUCACAGGCUGCAUAUGUCGGUGUCCAUCCUUCUCUGUGGGAUGAGUACUAGAUUAGGGUGUUUGCAGAGAUCUUUGCUGCUCAACAAGCCCCCUUUCCUUUGCCAAAUGAACACGCAAACUGUGAACGUAGACUUCCUCGUUAGCAUCCAUAAGGGAAUUUAUGUAGCACGACCAAGAGAAUUGUCUUCAUUCUGUUUUGAAAGGCAUGUUUUUAUAAUAGGGAGCAAAGCCCCACUCCUGAAUAAGAAAGUGAUACUGGUUUUACAUUUUUAGCACAUUUGGGAAAGAAGUAGAAGAGAAACAACACAAGAAACAAAUCUCUUGAGCAAAGGAGCUCAGAUGCAGGCACUGCUGCAGUUUUAGUUUCCAGCUCUGUAACUUGCAAAGAUAAAUUCCAAUUGCAGUAUGUACAAAAUCACCCACACCUUCAUUAAUAAAGCUCAAAAAUGCU
Messenger RNA from Varanus komodoensis (Komodo dragon), 4730 nucleotides. It is a transcript of the gene LMOD1, whose product is annotated as leiomodin 1. The record is from RefSeq and is a predicted model, not a curated record. Gene Ontology annotation, molecular function: actin binding; tropomyosin binding. The coding region runs from base 182 to 1993 and encodes 603 amino acids. Gene Ontology annotation, biological process: pointed-end actin filament capping; muscle contraction; myofibril assembly. Gene Ontology annotation, cellular component: myofibril; striated muscle thin filament. The transcript is spliced from 5 exons. Lineage: Eukaryota; Metazoa; Chordata; Lepidosauria; Squamata; Varanidae.